Messenger RNA from Harmonia axyridis, 3865 nucleotides. RefSeq lists its product as uncharacterized. The record is from RefSeq and is a predicted model, not a curated record. Bases 159 to 3668 code for a protein of 1169 amino acids. Gene Ontology annotation, biological process: proteolysis. Lineage: Eukaryota; Metazoa; Arthropoda; Insecta; Coleoptera; Coccinellidae. The transcript is spliced from 6 exons. Gene Ontology annotation, molecular function: serine-type endopeptidase activity.
UCUUCUGCAGUCAGUGAGUGCACAACAGUAAGCUAGAAAGUGUUUAUCAACCCACUCCUUGAAGACAUUUAUAUAACUCUCUCCGGACAGAUAACAUUCAGUUCUUGUACAACAGUGCAGUUCAUCUAUUCAGUUACAGUUCUUGUGGACCUUCAGAAAUGCACUUCACUGUCAACAUAGCCCUCUGGGCAGUGUUUAUGAUAUGCAGAAGUACAGCUGAAGAGGCAUCUUGGUCUUGGGCCGACGACAAGAAUCAAGGAGCCAUGAAUAUAAACGAACAGUUUGAUCAAGACUUACAUCCAGAAGGCAGCGAAAACAAAGAGAGCAUAGUAAAUUUGAAUGACACACAAAUAGGUCAAAUCAUUGACGAAAUUUUGGAUUCUGGACGACAAGGAAGGAGUUUGGACGGGUUUGAUGAAGUUUAUGCUGAUCCAAACGUACAAAAUGCUCUGCAGAAGGGGGAUGAUGGUGAAGCAAGGAAUAUUAUCAAAGAUAGGCUUUGCUAUUUAGGACUUAUGCAGUGUGAGGAAGAUAUUGAAGGAAAAAGACCAUUCAUUGCUCCCGAAGAUCUACAGUAUGCUCAACCUGUCGCAAUUAAUCCUAUUGGUAGACCCAUCCCAACAAUCCCAAUAAGAGGCCCUAAGAGAGGAACCUAUGGUCCACCAAGGCCCGUUCAUGUACCUCAAAAUGGUGGAAAAUACCCUCCUCCGAAUUUCGCUCCACCAAAUAGGUUUGGUCCCAACCUGAAUACAAAUCCUAACAAACCACCUCGUCGUGGCUAUGGUGCACCUAGUAAACCUUUCUAUGGAAACAAACCUCCCAGUCCAGUUUACAAUGGAGACUACUCACCUGUAGAAGAUAUUCCAUAUGCUUUCGAAAUUGGAAGUCAAUCAAGUCAUUCAGAAUCACAUUUCCAGUCUUCCCUUCAAAAAGACAAAAUAUUCCCAGGAGACAAGGCAGGAUCGAAAAGUGACUCAUUUGGUGCUCCAGUUCAACACGUCCAUCACCAUUACCACCACGACUCUGAGAAUUCCGAUAAAACACCAACAGUUAUUGUGAAACCUGUCCCAGUUCCAGUACCUGUAUCAUCUUCAUCAAACUCUUAUGAGAGCUUCAACACAAAUUCUGGUACUCAUCUUGCAUUCAAGCCUUCAGUUCAAAUUGGAGGUUCUGGUUUGAAUAGCGGUUUAUACGGUAGUCAGUCUUCUGGAGGUCUGACUAUUGGAGGUUCCGGCUUGAAUUCAGGUUCAUAUGGUGGACAAUCUUCAGGCGGAUUGACAAUUGGCGGGUCAGGAUUCAGCUCAGGAUCAUAUGGAGGUCAAACACUCGCAAGUUAUGGUGGCGCUAGUGGAAAUAAUGGAAUUGUGAAACCAGUAUCAGAGAACUUUGGCGGUCAGAACUACGGCUCCAAUCAAUAUGGUUCCAGCAAUUAUGGAUCUUCGUUUGGUCAAUACAGCACAAAUGAUUUCUAUAAAAAAGAAUUAAACUUGAACGGAAAUUCUUUAACUACUAACUAUCUCCAAGGAGCCCAUUCCGACAAUUAUAACAGUCAAUUUGGGAAUUCUGAUGACUGCGUUUGUGUUCCAAUUAAUCAAUGUCAAAACCACGACGUCAUUGGUCGUAAAGACGACUUGUACUUAGCUAUCGAUCCAAGAAAUAUCAAGAGUGACAUACAGGCUGAGGAAGAACGGGUCAUCACUGAUGCAAAUGGAACAAUGACGGUGGUUACCGUUCCAGUAGGUUCUAAUCUCAAUAUAACUGAACUAUCGGCCGACAAAAAGAAUACUGAGGAAGUAAAGAAGAUCAGCAAGAGGGAAGCACCAAUUUACAACAGUACCGUUAGUAAAACCUCAGCCAAAGCAGAAGCACGUCAAUAUGGUCAAAAUAUCAUGAAUGAUUUUAUGAACAAGAAAAUCAAGCCCACGUUUGGAGUUUCAUUCGGUUUACCUCACCAAGGAGCUGGGGGUUAUCCAAUCAGCCCUUAUGGUCCUAAUCCUUUGGUGAAUCCUUAUGGAGGGGUUGUUGGUGGGGGUGGGAUCAAUCUGGGAUUGGUUUCUGUGAAUCCUUUGAUUUCUGUACAAGUAACGAAGGAUGAUUAUGGGCAUAAAGAAAUCAAACCAUUUAUAAACCUUCAUGUUACUCCCAAUGAUUAUCUCGUUCAUAAGUUCGAGGACUUGAUACAUUACAAAAAGGGUUAUGUCUACAAUAAGCAUAAGCACGUUCAUUAUCAUAAACCUCUUUAUAAGCCCUAUGGAUAUGUUCAUCAACCUCAUCCUGAAAUAUACAGGCCAUAUCCACCACAUUUUGAAACGGGGCCUGUUUACGAAGGUCCGCAUCAUCUACAUGAAAGUCCUGAAUUUGGAAGACCUCCAAUUGUUGAUGAGUAUCCUGGGCCUUUUGUAAAUGGAGGGCAUAAUCCAGAGUCUUAUUAUGAUGAUCCUUCAAAUUAUGGUGGGGGGUAUUCUGGAUAUGAUGACUUUUACGGCAGAACAGCAAUAAAUAUAAGUAGCUUGAAAAUCGUAAAUGGUAAUGCGAUUCAUGAUCAGUAUUUCAAAAAUUAUUAUGACGGACAGAAAAACUAUGGCGAAAAUAAUGGACAAUUACAAUAUUUCUCAAAUGGCUAUGAGGCAGAACAAAAUCCUGAUAGAUUAUUAAGUUUAUCGGAUACUUCAAGACGUGGUAAAUCUUUACAACCAAAGAAUACAGUGAAAUUUCCAAUAAACAGAAGACGACGAGACACUACUCAAAAGACUGAACAUACAAUUGAAAAGCGUCAAGGAUACUUUGGUGGUCAACAAGUCUGCGGACCAAGACAUGUUUGCUGCAGGAAGCCACGUCAACAAAAUCAUAUAAACAGUUUUGGUUCUAGCCAAUGUGGUGUUAGACACUCAACUGGAAUAAAUGGUAGAAUAAAGACUCCAGCCUAUGUAGAUGGUGAUAGUGAAUUUGGAGAGUAUCCAUGGCAAGUUGCUAUUUUGAAGAAAGAUCCUAAGGAAAGUGUUUACGUAUGUGGAGGAACCCUCAUUGAUGCACUCCAUAUCAUCACAGCUGCACAUUGUGUCAAAACCUAUACCAACUAUGAUCUGAGAGUACGACUUGGAGAAUGGGACGUAAACCAUGAUGUUGAAUUCUAUCCAUACAUAGAAAGAGAUAUAGCUGCUGUUACAGUUCAUCCAGAAUUCUAUGCCGGUACUCUUUACAACGAUCUCGCCAUCCUCCGAAUGGACAAACCUGUAGACUACAACAAGUAUCCUCACAUCAGUCCAGCUUGCCUUCCAAACCCCAGAGAUGACUAUACUGGUACAAGAUGCUGGACCACCGGAUGGGGAAAAGACGCUUUCGGUGAUUUCGGUAAAUACCAGAACAUUCUGAAGGAAGUUGAUGUUCCAAUCGUUGGUCAAUCCCAGUGCCAUAGACAGUUGCAGCAAACAAGAUUAGGUUAUGAGUUCAAACUCCAUCCUGGUUUCAUUUGCGCCGGUGGUGAAGAAGGUAAAGAUGCCUGCAAAGGAGAUGGCGGUGGUCCAUUGGUGUGCGAAAGGAGCGGAACCAUGCAGUUGGUCGGUGUUGUCAGUUGGGGUAUUGGAUGUGGACAGUACGGAGUACCUGGAGUCUAUGUUCGAGUAGGCCACUACUUGGACUGGAUCCGACAAGUUACUCAGAUCUAUUGAGAUUGUGAUAAGAAUCUAGAACUUAGUUUCUCUUGUUUAUAAUUGAUAAUUUAUGUUAUGUAAGUUUAUUUAAACUAUUUAUUCGUUGCUUUUUUAUCAGUUUCAGAAUCAUAUUUGAUUUGUUAACUGAAUGCAGUAAUGCCGUUGUGCAUAUUUUAUAAUGUUGUAUAUCUUAAAUAAACAAAUUAAGGAAAGAA